AUGAUCGUCAGAGGUAGCGGGCCAUCCACCUCGGGCGCAGUUAACGCCGGGUACAUUCUAGGCAAGUGGGAUAGUCUCCAUAGCGAUAUGGGCCUCCGAGGAGAUGCAGCAGUCAGUGAGGAGCAGUUUGAUCAAAGGGACCCUGAGAGAGAAGGUGUCAGUGUGGACCCAGGAGUUUGGAUGGGAAAGGCCAUUGCAAUGUGGUCUGGCGUGGUCAUAAAGACUUACGAGCGGCCACAUCUGGCCGGCCGUUCCGCCGGACCUUGUGCUCCUCCAACCUCAAAAAUCCCACUCGAUACACCUAUUCACCUUGGCUUUGCGCCCGCUCGCACUCUGCUCGCGAUGCCGGCCAUCACUUCCUCACGAACUGUGCAAAAGGCAGAAGCAAAACACAAUGUUACCACAGAAUACCCAAACUAUGGCCUUCAUUCUGCUGCCGCCACGGGAAACCUCGGCCUCGUGUCGUUUGCGCUCACAAACGGUCAACCGACAAAUGCGGUCCUUGAUGGUGUACUUCCCAUCCAUGCGGCCGCCAGUGGCGGGAAUACGCGUGUAGUACGCAUGCUUAUCGAUGCUGGUGCAGAUCUCAAUAUCGGUCGAUUAUCGCGAAAACUUGGUGCCAGUGGAGGCAAAGGCCGUACGGGCGCCAGUGGGAGCGCGAUGAACAUCUAUACUGCGGUAGGCGGCUCCCAUAUCGGAACCGGCGGCAGCACUGCGCUUCAUUUCGCAGCCGCGAAUGGUCAUAUCGACGUAUUGACACUCUUAUUGAGAUGUGGAGCCGAUUUGAGCAAGGUUGACAAGCACGGCGUCACUCCAUUGAUGCUUGCGGAGAGAUUAGGUCGGACCGAGGCAGCCGCCACUCUACGCACAUGGGCAAAAGAGAACCCCAAACCAAAUUCGAAUUCUACACCGAAUGGCACAAACCACAGUCUCCAUGCCAAACGUUCUCUCGAAACACUUCUGCGCGGUCCAUGGGCUGGCAGUCGAGUCGACCUCGGCCGUUUCGACCAAAACGCUAGCAAGGUCGAUCUGAGUAUCAGUGGCGAGAGCCGAGGAGAACUGGGAUCAGGAAGUAGUGGUGUCGACUUGGGCUCCGGUUCUAGUCGAACAGAGCUCGGUGAGCUCGGCUUUUACCCGCCUCUGGGCGGGUCCUCUCUAAAUGAUUCGCGCCGACCGAGUCUCCCGACUUCUGCAGGGUUGUUAUUUGGUCCGAAGCCAUCCAGACCCAGGAGCAAUAGGACUUCGUGGAGCGGUGGAAAGAUGCGUCGGUUUAUUUCGCGUAUAAAACGGGACGGCGCAACCAGUUGGGACGCUGGCGAACGCACGCCACAGAUUGAUUGGGCCGAUGAGGUGGAGUUCAGGCGGGGCGAGAGGGUGGCGGUGGAGAUGGGUUUGAAAGCCCCAAGUGCCGCCCUCCUGAUGAAGAGGGCUUCCAGUCAGAACGAAGCGGUGAGGCCACGUCGCAAGGCGAGCGAAUUCCACCCUGAGCCCGAGUACGAUUUUCUCGAGGAUGAGCCUAUGGAGAGUCGGCCCGUCAUCCAAGACGACGAUGACAUGGAUGAUGAUCUAGAUAUGGAUACGGUUCCAACUAAACGAGUACUACACCCUCGAUCCUACUCAAGUUCGAGUGCCGGAUUCAGUCAUGUUGGGAGGAAUAGGUUAACUAGCCCCUCAAUGCCUAUCUUACCGCUUCCUAACGAGUCGUCGUUGAUGCUAUCCGCCGCGACUUCGACGACAUCGAUUCCGCCUGCCACAUCGCCUCGACGAUCCCGCGCACCCUCACCAGGCCAGUCACAUAUGCGUUCGCUUUCCGGAGGGAUGACUUCUCGCCGGGGACUACGUGGUUCGAGCAGCUUUAGCUCAUUCUUGCCGAGGCAGCCAGAGGAAGUUAUGCCGAGCAGCGGGGAUAGCACAGUUGACGGGACGGCGCCUGUAGCAAAUGAUCCGAGUUUCCAGCCCCAGGGCCACUCAGAACCGCAGCCACCGACGGACGCAAAAGGUACUACAUCGAUGCUCGAGUCCCCCGACGGUCGGUUCCGCGGAGACUCGCUCUCUUCUACCGAUUCGGAAAACACAAAUCAACUUUCCUCAUCUAUGGCAACAACUGACACCGGGAUCACCACACCGUCACUGUAUGCGGCCACUUCACCACUUCCACCUCACAAGGGUGCGAUGACCUUUUCGCCCGUGUUCGAAACCGAGGAUCUGGACGAGAUUGAUGAGCGCAGUGAGAACUUGGGCGAGACGAGGCGGCACUCGGUCACUCCCGUCAACCUGCGGUCGAUCAGCACAUUCGAACAAGCGCAAGAUUUGGUGCGCCAAGUCGAGAGGGAAAUUCUCGAACCCGGCUCCCUAGGUCCAGAUUCCCCUUCGCUGGCCGAGCAGCUGGCGGCAUAUGGCGAAAGCUUGGCGAUUGAACGCCGGUUCGCGCGAGGCGAAGCUCAGAAACGUGCUUGGUUGGCUGAACGGAGGAGCCACGAUGAGGACGCGGACGAAGAUGAGGACGAAGAGGGCGGCUGGGCCUCGUAUGUACGCGAGCCCAUCCCGAAGAUUGGUGCACCGUUGGGCAGGGCUUCGAGCGUGGAUCAUCGUUCCGGCAAAUACAGGUCGAUGCCUCCACCUAGCCGGACACACUCAAUGCCAGCCCGCCAGAUUCCCAUGACUCCCCUCUCCAGUGCGUUAAUGGCGCCCUUUAGUCCGACCUCGCAGUCUCGUACUCCGGAGCGUGUAAGUUUCACCGGAGCGUUGCCCGGGUCUCAGUCUCGUCAAAACUCGGGAGUUCUGGCUCGUGCGGCCAUGAUGCCCCGUAGGACCGCCUCGAGCCACGGUUCGUACGUAAGCCGGUCGGGAUCGAUUGAAAUCAUCGAGACGGCACCCACCCCCAUUGAAUUUCCUCACCGCGCGCUCGAACUUCACCGCCGUUCGGCCAGCACCGGUGUCUCAGGAUUCCCUUGGACAUCCUACACACCUUAUAGCAUGGCAAUUGUCAAUCAAUCCCCAGAACACUCAGACGAUGCCGACAGCCACUAUGAGCUCAACUCGCGCACCGCCCCGCUCUCACGCAUCACCACUGCCCCCUCCAAAAUCGGGAAUGCGAUCGGGAAUGCGUUUUCGCGCGAUCCAGAUUACGAGCCCGUGCGCCGCAAAAAAUUGAAGCGAUUCGUAAAACAGCUUGUCAACCCUGAGCGCUCUGGUACAGAGAAAGAGAUCACCCUCAUAUGA
Messenger RNA from Rhizoctonia solani, 3222 nucleotides. RefSeq names its product ankyrin repeats. Gene Ontology annotation, molecular function: protein binding. The transcript is spliced from 6 exons. Gene Ontology annotation, cellular component: nucleus; cytoplasm. The record is from RefSeq and is a predicted model, not a curated record. NCBI's taxonomy places the organism in Eukaryota, Fungi, Basidiomycota, Agaricomycetes, Cantharellales, Ceratobasidiaceae. Bases 1 to 3222 code for a protein of 1073 amino acids.